Molecule: messenger RNA, 1296 nt
Organism: Ipomoea triloba (trilobed morning glory)
Lineage: Eukaryota; Viridiplantae; Streptophyta; Magnoliopsida; Solanales; Convolvulaceae
Product: UDP-arabinopyranose mutase 1-like
Exons: 4
Coding region: 1-1092 (363 amino acids)
Biological process (GO): plant-type cell wall biogenesis; UDP-L-arabinose metabolic process
Cellular component (GO): Golgi apparatus; cytosol
Molecular function (GO): UDP-arabinopyranose mutase activity
Source: RefSeq, a predicted model, not a curated record
AUGGCGGGUCCUUCUUCUCCAUCUGUGCCCGCAACCCCUCUGCUGAAAGAUGAGCUCGAUAUAGUGAUCCCCACCAUCCGAAACCUCGACUUCCUCGAGCAGUGGCGCCCCUUUUUCCAGCCCUACCAUCUGAUCAUAGUCCAAGACGGCGACCCGUCAAAGACUAUCCGGGUCCCCGACGGGUUUGACUAUGAGCUCUACAACCGCAAUGACAUCAACCGGAUUCUGGGCCCCAAGGCUUCCUGCAUUUCCUUCAAGGAUUCCGCUUGCCGUUGCUUUGGCUACAUGGUUUCCAAGAAGAAGUACAUCUACACCAUUGAUGAUGACUGCUUUGUAGCCAAAGAUCCAUCUGGCAAGGACAUUAAUGCUCUUGAACAGCACAUCAAGAACCUCUUGUCCCCGUCAACUCCAUUCUUUUUCAACACUUUGUAUGAUCCAUACCGUGAUGGUGCAGAUUUUGUCCGUGGAUACCCAUUCAGUCUUCGUGAGGGUGCACCAACUGCUGUAUCUCAUGGCCUCUGGCUUAACAUCCCUGAUUAUGAUGCACCCACCCAGCUUGUCAAGCCUCUUGAAAGGAACACUAGGUAUGUUGAUGCCAUUAUGACAAUACCUAAGGGAACCCUCUUCCCAAUGUGUGGUAUGAAUCUGGGAUUCAACCGGGAAUUAAUUGGCCCUGCUAUGUAUUUUGGACUAAUGGGUGAUGGCCAGCCCAUUGGACGCUACGAUGAUAUGUGGGCUGGGUGGUGUUGCAAGGUAAUCUGCGACCACAUGGGAUUGGGUGUCAAGACCGGUCUGCCCUACAUCUGGCACAGCAAAGCUAGCAAUCCUUUUGUGAACCUUAAGAAGGAAUACAAGGGUAUCUACUGGCAAGAGGAGCUGAUCCCCUUUUUCCAGUCUGUUACUCUUCCAAAGGACUGCACCACUGUCCAGAGCUGUUACCUCGAGAUUUCCAAACAAGUCAAGGCCAAGCUCGGGAAGGUUGACGAGUACUUCAUCAAACUGGCCGAUGCAAUGGUGACCUGGAUCGAAGCUUGGGACGAGCUGAACCCAUCUGGAGAUGCUGCCAAGAAACCCAAUGGCCCCUCCAAGUAAAAGCACAUUAUAUUAGUAGAGCUAGGACUCUGCUUCGAUAGGCUAGACAGUAUCAUUUUCAGCCUGUUUAUGAUUACUUGCAUCGCGGAGAGAUGGUUACAGUCUUAUAUUUCCCUAUGAGUUUAGAACUAUUGAGAUAUUUAUGCACUUGAUUAAAUUACAUUCAGCAUUAUUUAUAGAAUGAUCUAUCAGUUUUUCCUGCUA